AUGCUUCCUCGCAAGCGGCGAAAGACUGCGGCCCAUGAUACUCCAACAGCCAUAACUUCUUUUCCUCAACAAGCACCACUUUUAUUCUCAAACUAUUUCCAAUUGGCACUUCAUGUUCUUGGCAUUGCAACUCUGGCCAUCGUGAUUGUACUCGUGUUCUAUACAGCUCAAAGCGAGAUUGACGCCCGAUUAGCACAGCACUUGGAAGCUUUGGAAGAGGAAAAACUACAAUGCUCCCAGCAAUAUCAUCGAAACAAGUGUCAUCUUUAUACCCAAUCCUCCCUUUUUGGUGAACUUUGUGAACAAUGGCAAUCAUGCAUGAAUAGGGGAAAGGGAUCUAUUGCAAGGUCAAAAAUCAUCAUGGCCACCUAUGGAGAAGUAGUCAAUGCCUUGGUUGAACCAUUGACGGUCAAGACAAUGGCAGCGAUCUGCGUUAUAUUAUUCAGCACGUUGCUAGGCAUAGCACUUGUUAAUUAG
This is a messenger RNA of Lichtheimia ornata, 477 nucleotides long. RefSeq lists its product as uncharacterized. The coding region runs from base 1 to 477 and encodes 158 amino acids. Lineage: Eukaryota; Fungi; Mucoromycota; Mucoromycetes; Mucorales; Lichtheimiaceae. Gene Ontology annotation, biological process: nuclear envelope organization; lipid homeostasis. The transcript is spliced from 6 exons. Gene Ontology annotation, cellular component: nuclear envelope; nuclear membrane. The record is from RefSeq and is a predicted model, not a curated record.